CUGCCGCCACAACAAUGACGUGGCAAUAGCCGUGGCGCUGCCAAUUGCCUGCUGGGCUAAGCUGGCUUGUAAAUAAAUUAACCUAGAAAGGGGCGUCGACGCCAUCGCUCCACCGACAAAUCAUCGUGAGCAGUUCGCGCUCGUGCGUAAACAGUCAUGACGGACCUGUCGUUUUCGGCACGAGCCUACGCCAAGAUAGUCCUUCACGCGGCCAAGUAUCCACACUGCGCGAUCAACGGACUGUUACUCGGCAAACUUCGUUCCAACGAGCUGCAGAUCGUCGAUGCGGUGCCGCUUUUUCACGUGUGCUUACACGUCUCGCCCAUGUCCGAGCUCGCUCUCACCAUGGUAGAGCAAGUGGCUAUCAAUAAAGGCUUAGUCAUUGUGGGCUACUAUUUGGCCAAUGAAAAUAUCAAUGACAUUAGUUCCGACAAACCAGCUCAUCGAGCCAUUUCAGAAAAAAUUGCCGAAAACUUCAAUCAUGCUGUCUUGACAGUUGUUUCGAAUAAAGACAUGACCAUUGGCAUGAACACAAAUCCUUUAAGAAUUUCACAGUAUUCAGAUGGCAAAUGGAAAUACAGAGAUAAGUCAAGUAUAAACUUUGAAGCUGGAGCUGAUCUCUUAGAAGCUAUGUAUCAUUUAAUGAGAAAUGAAGAAUAUAGAAAUCUAGUCGACUUUGAUAACCAUUUGGAUAAUAUAUCGUUAGAUUGGCAGAACUAUAAUCUAAAUCAUAUCAUAGAUAAAGCGCUGAAGAAUCAAAGAUAGAUUGAAUUUGUAAAUAAACCAAAGUUUGUUUUCAUACUUUGAAUUGUUUGUGCAAGGGUACCUAUGUAUUAUAUUUAAUUUAUACAACACUAAUAAAUAUUCACAAGAAAUUUAUGCAAAUGUCACGAUUGUUCUG
Phymastichus coffea is the source of this 901-nucleotide messenger RNA. RefSeq names its product ER membrane protein complex subunit 8/9 homolog (gene EMC8-9). Lineage: Eukaryota; Metazoa; Arthropoda; Insecta; Hymenoptera; Eulophidae. The record is from RefSeq and is a predicted model, not a curated record. The coding region runs from base 157 to 765 and encodes 202 amino acids. Gene Ontology annotation, cellular component: EMC complex. The transcript has 4 exons.